Hymenoscyphus albidus is the source of this 7360-nucleotide messenger RNA. The record is from the annotation of a GenBank genome assembly. NCBI's taxonomy places the organism in Eukaryota, Fungi, Ascomycota, Leotiomycetes, Helotiales, Helotiaceae.
AUGGUCCAUGCUGCCAUCUCCCAUUUCGAGAGCCGCCCUAUCAUUGCAGAACCCGUUUCCACUGGUCGCCAAACCUGGCCUUGCCGAUUUGUCCACCCUACUCGUACCCAGCCACAUUUUGCUGAGCUUAAAAAUACCCCUGUCCGACGUGCCUACAGCCUACCACCACCUGGGCACCGACUAGCGUCCCUACUAGCCUUGACUAGUCUUGAACAUGGACCUUCACAAAUCCAAGACCAUAGACGCAUCAACAACCUCAUCCAGGUCAAGAGACCACGCAUCUACACCACCAUCUCUGCACAGGAGCCAUCAUAUCCAUUGACUGGUCCUGCAUACCACCACACUCCCUACGACGCUCCACCAGUUCAUCCCUCAACUGCAUCAAGUGUCUGCUUUCCUCACGCUCGUGGCCGCAACGCACCGCAACUCAUGUGUCAGUAGGCCGAACCAUAGGUACAUCUGAACGUGGGGUUAAUUUGUUGCACAACCGAUCUCAUUCGGUCCUUCAACUUCAUCAACACACCUACUGCGUCGUUGUGCAAACAUCUGGGGCCAUUGCCCAGCACCAUGAAUGUCGGUUGACUCCCCUAACCACCGCCCAGCUAGGCUGACAUCGUCCAGGUCGUCGCGAAAUCAAGGAUAUGACGCUGCCGAGUCUCGACGCUCUCCGCGAGAUCGUUCCCCAGGGCGAUAUAACGACCAGCGCGAUACUGAUCAAUAUAGGGGAGGUGCCUUUCGAGGUGGUGGUGAACGACGUCGCUCAAUUCCAGAUGCACGGUCAAACCACAACGCAUUUGCCUCUAACAACAGAGAACUAUUCACAGAGCCUACCAGGCGUGACUCCGCCAGGGAUUUCUCGUCGCGGGAGCCUCCAAGAGGUCCCAAAGUGGGCCAUGUUGGUACUAAACUACCGCUAGAUGCCCCAACGGGCCCUCGAGCCUCGACUUAUGGCGAGUUUCGAGGCGAAGCUAGUUUUCGAGGAGAAUUUCGAGGGCGCGGUAGCCGCGGUCGAGGGCGAGGAUGGCGGGACGAUAGUCGAGAUCGGGGACGUGAUGCCGACCGUGAAUACAGAGAGAGAGAUCGUAGAGAUGAACGCGGUCCGCCACCUUUUCGGGACGACAGAAGCCGCGAUCGGGAGAGAUGGGAGCGCGACAGCUUCAGAGGACGUAGGGCUUCAUCUCCUCAAGGUCGAGGUCGGUCACCAAAUUAUGGAACUCGCGAUGCAAGAGAUGGCCCUCCAAGUCUGGAUUUGGAUCGAACGCAUCGUAAUCAAAGAGAUACUCCACUAUCAACAGUGUCACCAAAUUCCGAUCUCAAUCAACCGUUCGUUAGAGGCUAUGGCAGGGCAAGAGGUGGGCGAGGACGUGGGAGAGGUACGUACUACGAUGACUACCAUAGACCAGCAUCUGUCCGAAGCCGCUCCCCUGAACCAAUCUUUACUCGUCGACCUUUACAAUCCGCCACCCCUCCUCCGCAAGUACCUGCAUUUGGCUCGGCUUCAAUAAAAGCGUCGACCCCAGUGACCACGACAUAUCCUGCUUCUAUACAUUCCGCGAACCCAUCAUCAUACGCGACCCCUGCUGGAGCACUGAAUUCCGCCAACUCUAAUUCACUACCCGCUUCGAUACCCACAGGCCCUCGAGUGGGCGGGCUAGGGCCACCUUCCCGCCAAAAUGUAAUUCCUGGAGGGGGUAGCAAGCAAAACUCAUCAACAUGGACGAAAACCUAUGAUCGCCCCUCUCCCGAGAUGCGCGAGGGUUUCGGACGCGAUAACGAAUUGUUCCCUAAUCACGCGAGACACGAAGGAUCCGUUCAAGACAACAUCUCAAUCAAUGGUUCUGUAAAUGAGGACAAUCCCCAUUCUUCCCAUACUAGGCCAUAUAACGAUCGACCCAUUGAACUGUUUCCUGACAGACAGGAGACCAUAAUCAAGAAGCGUCAUCCAUCUCUUGGGAGACGUCAGCCGAAGCUUCAAUCUCCAGCACCAGAAGAGUCUGAUAUCGAACCCGAUUCUGACUCCGCCGAUGAACUUGGUGAUACCUACUUUGAGGAAACCAUUGCGAAGCUACAGGAAAGUAUUAAGGGUGAGAAGGAGAAGAAUCCCUUGUUGCCUCGGCGAACGCCAAUUGUGGCUUCAGAUUGGAACUCACUCAUGGUACCGAUAAUUGACAAUACAGCCGACGAGACUUGCGAAGCUCCGAUUGUCCAUCAAGAGCCUAAACCCGAGCAAACGAAAGAUGUUACUCUCUCCACACCGAGUCCCGUGCGAGUAGACAAAGCAGAUAUACCCAAGGGUCAAAUCACGCCCGCAGAAGUACCUGCCAAGGAAACACCUAGGAAUGAGCCAGAUGUUGCCCAGAACUCGACGGCUAUAGCACCAAUAUCGCCUCAAGUUGAACCAUUACCAGAAAAAGACGAGAAGGGUUCAGUGGAGGAUGUACCGGUUGAAAAGGAGAAAGAUGUCCCUGAACAUGCAUCAAUGGAACCCCAAUUGAACGAGAGCAUACUGAAUAAACAAAACACUUCCAAGGAUGUCAACGUUGAGGAAGCACCCGAGGAAGCACCCAAGGAGGCAUCCAAGGAUGAAGCACCAAUAGAGGAACCUGUGAUUGAGAAGCCGCAGGCCGCUGCUGAGGAUACUCUUGCUGAGAAGGUUGAAGUUGCACAAGUAGAAGCUGAUGUACAUGCAAAUCCCUCUGCUCCCGACACCCAUGACACGGAUAUGGCGGAUGUGUCGCCACAACAGCAGCCUGCUACAAUAAAAACCGUUAUAGCAAGUGCCAUUCGAAAUCGGGAAUCAGAAGCAGAUGAUGUUGAGGACGCACCUCCAGAGCCUUCCAAGUCAAAGGAGAUUCCUGUUUCGCUGGAAAUCAAUAGUAAUCAUCCAUCUCUUAUUCCGACAACGGGGCAUGGUAGGACUGCUGAUCACAAAUCCCCUAUUCUAGACUCUGCCGAUCUGCACAAAAUUCAAGAUGUUGAAAUGUCAAACGGCCAUGUUCCAAUGGAUCUUGAUGAGGUUGAGGAACAUUUUCCUACUAAGCCAAUGACCAACGGCAACAAGGUUUCUCCAAGGCUCGAUCAGUUUAAGGAGAAUGACACUUCUCUUAGUGAUUGUGAAAGGGAAGAAGAGCUUGAAGCUGUCCGUCGGAUGAUGAAAACCCCACCUCUGAGUAGCUUGCCUAAGCCUCAGGUGCCAUGUUUCUGGAAUGAUUCAGUCGUUGUUACAGAACUGGAAGUUCGCAAUUCCAAUGUCGAAGCGGAGGUUCAAAGGCACGUACAAGACACAAAAGCACGUAGACAAACGGAAGAGGAAAACGAUGGUCAGGCGUGGGCGAAACGAUAUUAUGAUUAUCGAAAGUUUACGGACUUUUCUAUGGAUCCUGCUGCCGUUCGUAGCAGGGAGAAAUUUACCGCUUCACGAGCUCGAGCUGAGGCAGAGGCCUCUGCUCCUUCUUUAUCCGCAGCUGCAUCAGCAAGCGCCAAACCCGAAGGCCGCCGUACAGGAAGAUGGGCCACCGAACACGAUUUUGAGAGAGUUUUGCGUGAAUCUGAACUGGAGGCGAAGGAGAAAAAAGAUCAUGAUGAACGCUUGGCUCGAGCCAAAACUGCGAGCGCAAAAGAAGCUACGAUUCCUGCUAUGAUGGAUGGGCAAUGGUGGUUGGAGAAUGGCUUUGCCGACAAGUCUCACUUGGUCCCAUUCAACAGAUCGUUCGCAUUGCUCGAGUACGGUGAGCCGGUUGACAAUUUCACUCCAGAAGAAUCUGAAAUCUUCGAAAAGGUGUAUUUGGAAAAUCCGAAGAACUGGAGCCAGGUCGCGGAUGCCUUGGAUAAUCGGGAUUUCAAGGCGUGCAUUCAGCAUUAUUAUCUGGUGAAGCAUUCUUCGAAAUUAAAAGACAAAUCCAAGGUGGGAAAGAAGAAGAAGGGUAGGCAACCUGGAAGGUCAGCAAAACCAAAGUCGAAUGCUCUAUCCGCAAGUCUUGGCACUGGUGAUGAUACUGAGGAGACCCAAGAGACCGAGAGUGGUGAAAGAAAAGGCCGGCCUAGGAGAGCUGCUGCUCCGGUCUGGCCCAUUGGUACAACACCCACCGACACUGAUACAAGCACUCCAGCUCCUGCGCCAGCUCGCAAAGCAAAUGCUACACUGAAACCCGAACCAGGUAGUGAAUCCGGUCCCGCGAAGAAAAAGGUGAAGGUUGCCAGAGAGAAAUCCUCGAAACAGGGAAAGAAUAAUCAGCUUCUUGCAGCGGCACCAAUUGCCUCCACGGGUCGUCGUGAUGGUUCUCCGGCUACACCGGCUCCUGAGCCAAAGAGUGGUCGAGCUUCUGCUGGCCCCAAUAGAUUUCCCAUCCAGUUUGAAGGUCCUCCGCAACCUCAAUCGAUUCAGCCACAGUCUGCUAUUGUUCCACAAUUCGUACCUGGUGGACGGCCGGCUAACAUAGAGCCCUUUACCGAGUUUGGACCUCAAAACAAAUCACCCUCUACAUUGCAAUCAAUGCUGCCACAGCAACCUGCACCCAUUCCUAAAGCGCCUACGACUUCGCAAUCACAGCCAUAUCCUAGCCAAGAACGGGUUAAUUCCACCACGCCUCUCAGUUUCGACGCGCCACAAGAUCGUCGUAGUAUCCAACAGACCUCGAGUUAUUGGAGUGUACCGGAACAAAACGACUUUGAGGCACUGUUGGAACACUAUGGCACGGAUUGGCCGGCCAUAGCAAAGUGGAUGACUACAAAGACCCAUAUUAUGGUAUAUACCGACCUUUUUCAACAAUGGCUUCUAGUGCCGUCUGACAGCAACAAGAGUCGACGUGUCGCUAACAUUCAGGCACAGGUCAAGAAUUAUUACCAGCGCCAAGUAGACUCGGGCAAGAGACAUUGGGCCGAGCUUACUAGAUUGGCCGAUGCAAGAAAGGAGCGUGGAGAAGUCCCUCCUCCAUUACCCCCUCCUACAGUCAUUCCCAAGCGGCGCUAUGACGAGAGACCCGGCACUUUACCGGGUCCAUCUUCUCAUCCUUCGCGGACGGGAUCUGCGCUUGAUAACAUGGAGGAUAUGGCAUCUCCUGGUGCUAGUUCAAUGCCUCCACGCAGCUCCCAAGCCUCUCCAUCCCAACCACCUCCGGGUCUCAGUGCACGUUUUCCUGCCCUGGCCAAUGCUGGCCCUGUGCCCCAUAUUCAACCAGCAACACCUGCUUCUAUAAUCAGCAAACAAGUCACUCCACAACCAGCUCAGCAAACGCAGCCCAUCCAACAGACUGCCAGAUCAAGGGGUCCACCACUCGGCUACUUUGUCACAGAGACGCAGCCACGACCGAUUUUGCAAGCUGCUUCAAGCGAUUCCAACCUAUCUCAAAGAUCACUUCAGGUUGCUCAAGAGGCUCAAAUAGAAAGACAGUCAGCAUUGCGUUUGGAAAGAGAGCAACGUGAACAACAGCAGCAGCGUGAGCAACAGCAAGCACGAGAGCAGCAGCAAGCACGAGAACAGCAGGCAGCACGAGAGCAGCAACAAUUAUUCCAACAACGCCAAGACAUACUUCUCGAACAAGAGAGAAAACAACAACAGGAUCUCAAGUUCAAGCAACAGCAGCAGCAGCAGCAACAGCAACAGCAACAGCAAAGAGAGGAGAUCAUGCGACCAAGGGAACAGCAGCAGCGCGAACAGCAGAAGAGAGAGUUACACAUGUUUCAGCAACGACAAGAAUUAUCUGAGCAAGCUGAAAAGCAAAGAGAGGUUCAGCAAAAACAACUCCAGCAGCAAAGAGAUGAUCAUCAACGAGAAUUGGAACGAGAACGGGAACGCGAGCAUCGCCAGCGCGAAGUGGAACGACUAGAAGCUAGAGCGUAUCAAAUGCAUUUGAAGCAAGAGGGGCGCAACGAAGUUGCCAACCUUCAACAAUUUGACCAAUAUUCAACAACUUCUAUGCGGGAUAGCAAUGUGAUGGCGCACUCUAGAGUUGAAGUAGCCCAACCAGUGCCUGAGAGGCGUCAACCAAUAGAGCAAUACCAGCCUCGUUCUCAUCAAACUCCUCGAAUGUUUGGAAACGACAAACCCCCAACUGGACCUCGAGAAAUCCGUGAGCGCGAAAUGAAGCCUAGUCCUUCCCCGGCACUAUCACGGCCACCACCUACAGGUCCUUCGAUGAGAAAUGAACCGAUGAGACACGACAUGUACUCAGGGCCGCCGUCCCAGCCAAGACCACAAUCUCAACCUCAACCUCAGCAUCACCACCAGCCACAUCCGCAAGUGCCUCAAGUUUCUGCUCUUCGUCAACAGGAACCGGUUAGGAAGACCUCGAAUAUAAUGUCAUUGCUGAACGAUGAUGAACCACCUCGGCCUGAACCGCCUAAACAGGUCAGCAAUGUAUCAUCGGCCCCUCAACCUUCACACACACCACCUCCGCAGCACCCAUUGCAAACAAGCCGGUUUUCUUCGCACCAACCAACAAGUCAACCCCCGCCACAAAUGCAACAGCAAAUACCAACUCAACCAGCUUCACAUCAUUCUCAGGUCAAUCCCCAGCAUCACGUUCCACACAGCCCUCAUCCUUACUCUUCUCAUGCUCCCUCGCAUUCAAUCCAUCAACACAGCUCGUCAAUUGGACAUAAUCGCAGUUACACACCUACAAGCCUCGAACGUAGGGGUUAUGAAGCACCUCCACCGCAACAGACGCCGCAACAACCAUCGAUGUUUUCUCAGUCAUCGCGGCAAUCAAUGCAGUCUCAGCCAUCGAUUCGUCGUGAGCAAUCCCAUGAGAAUAUGCACGGUUUAGCUGGGGGAUAUUCACGCGGUGGACCUGCUCCAUCUGCGAUGAGACUCAAAGAGUCCCCUUAUUCAUCAACCCCUCCUCCUGCAGCUAGUUCCUCGAAUCGCCCGCCAGCGACAUCGCCGCAUGAUCACGCCCAACCCUCGGAGCGCGAGUACUAUGCUCGUCAGCCUCAAGCUCAGUAUAUUAUGCAACAGCAGCAGCAAGCGGCGUCCGCAUCGCCUCAAAUUGCUCCUUAUCAGCCACCAUCUCAACAGCCGCCUAGUCACCGACAAUUAGCUUUCGGCCAGAGAGAGUCACACAUGGCGUCGCCUCCCGGACAUUUCACGCAACAGCAACAAAUUCAACGGUCUAGGCAUAAUAGUUUUGAUGGUCGGUACCCAGCAGGUUCAGCUUCCUCGGGCUCAACUCCUUCACACUCGGGAUAUCCCCCACAACAAUCUCAUCCAUCUGCUCACCCAUCAAUGCAAUAUGCGCAUCAACUCCAAGAUCGAUAUGAAAACAACUAUGAACGUGAAAUGAGAGAGAGAAGAUUACAGGAGGAAGCAGCAGCCCAGGCACGGUACCAUCAUAAUUUGCGCGAAGAGCGUGAUCGACGUUGA